CCUUGCCUCAUCUCCUGGCUUCAAACCACAAUUAUAGCAAAUUGGUUUUCCUAGCUGCACAGACAGAUGCCGUGGUCUUUAAACGAAGUAUCUUACGUGGAGGGAGACCAGUUUCCGCAAAAUGAGACAGCACACAAUUGUAAUAGUGAAGAAAAAUCAGAAUUCAACAAUAAUUCAGCAACCAACACAUUCGGCAUUGGCUUGCGAGUUGUUCCUCUACACGACUGGAAAUCAGAUGAGGGCGAUGGUGCCAGUAUCCCAGACGGUGGUUUAGGCACAAUUGUCGACUUUGUCGAGAAUGCUGCUGAUACAUCUAAGAAGAUGGCAUUGGUACAGUGGGACGAUGGAACUCGCUGUGUUUACAAUGCAACCCGUAAUGGUGUCUACGAUCUUUGUAUUUUUCAUAUGUCUUCUUUGGGAAUAAAACACGAAGGUGUCAUCUGCCGUACGUGCAAUCAAGACCCAAUUCUCGGGAUCCGUUGGAACUGCCUGGAUUGCGAGGGUACUUCGGUGGACCUAUGUUCAGCUUGUUACAUGGCCGAUGAACACAGUACAGCUCAUGCCUUCUGGAGAUAUAAUUCCGCCGAUGACAAGGGGGUUUGUGUGAACAGAAGAAUUAACACAGAGGGAAUCCGUGCAAGAGGUAUCUUCCCAGGCGCACAAGUUGUAAGGGGUCCUGAUUGGGAAUAUGGUGACACGGAUGGAAACUCCUCUGGAACAGUGACAAAUAUAACAUGUUGGCGUGGGAGCAAUGCCAUUGCAGUUCACGUUUUAUGGGAAAUUGGUACAAAAGGCAACUAUCGACUGGGUCCUGAUGGAAAGGUGGAUUUGAAGUGUAUAACUGCUGCCUCUGGCGGUCUCUUCUACAAGUCUCACCUGCCAAGACUUGGACCUUUUCCACAGACAUCACCUGACGUAGAACAAAGCCCAGACGAACCGGUUACAGGGUUAAAAUCAAGCUCUCUAGCAGGCGAACAAGAAGAUUCUUUUGUUGUAAGCCAUAACAGUAGCAUUCGCCCGCUAUGUACAGAAGCUGGUUCAACAGUCAGUGAAGGAUUACAACUGCAAACAGGAGCGAAAGGUGUCGAGGCUCGGAGAUCUUCGCUACAUCGAGCAUCAAUUAAUGGGGAUUGGCACUUAGUGAAGAGGCUACUGGAGGAUAGGCAGGAUGUUGACCAAAGAGACAAGUUUUUGUUGACGCCCCUUCACCUUGCUUCAUGGUAUGGACACGAGCGUGUUGUCGAAUUGUUGUUACAGCAUGGUGCAGAUGUAAAUGCUGUGGACAGUUUUCAGAAAACAUCUCUUCAAAAGGCUGAGCGUCAUAAUUACUGCUCCAUAAUGAAGCUGCUCCUCAAGUAUGGUGCAUCUCAAAGUUAUCAACAGCCGCUUAGUCUUGCUUCACUUUCGAAGAGGGCUUUCUUGGCGAUUGAUCAGAGCUCUGGGUUUAAUAUGCUACAGGCUGCCGUGUAUGAAGGAGAUUAUCCCACAGUUGUAGCUGCCAGUGUGUACAUUGAUAACUUCCUGGAGCAAAUGGCUAUGGUAAGGACUCUAACUAGCGCCAGGUCAUUUCCUGGAAAAACUGCUUUAGAUAUUGUUUCUGACUUAAACAAAGAAGGCCACGCCCAAAUUAGGCAGAUAUAUUUAGACCAGAAGGGGUGCAUGCCCACAAUUACAGAGCUCCACAAAUGUGCUGACGAUGGCGAUGUUGAAAAAGCGGUCGAACUCGUUUUAAAAGACGGUAUCGAUGUGAACACCAAGGCUGAAGGAAAUCGCACGCCUCUUCUUUGGGCCAGUUUACGAUCUUCCAGUCUAUAUAUCAAAACACUCAUCGACCUCGGCGCUGACACAGCGUUUCAAAGAGAAGACCAAUGCACGCCGUUGAUGAUGGCGACACAUUGGAACAAUUACAUGGCCGUCUACCAUCUCCCCAGGCAACAGAUGAAUGCAGACGUGAGUUGUAGCACGGGUCAUGCCGCACUGCAUGUUGCAGUGAUGAAAGGAUUUUUUCAUAUCUCUAAUCUCCUUGUACGCUCUGGGUGCAAUGUUACCUUGAAGACCAAAAGUGGUAAGACGCCACUCCGUCUGGCAGUUCAAAAUGGACAUAGACACCUCGUGAGGCUUUUGUUGGAAAACAAUGCCGAUGCGAACAUGCGCGAUGAAAGUAAUGCAAAUGAGAGGCUAUUUCUUGUUCGGGGCAAUGAGAAAGGAAGACCAGCCUGGUAUUAUAUUAUGGUUGAGAGAUCUCUUUUGGGUUUGUUUCUGAAACGAACUCAUGGAGGUAAACUAGAUGUAAAUAACUUUGGUACUAUUAUUCGAUCAGGGUUGGGGGAGCCUCCUUCAGAAGCCGAAAUAACAAAAAAUUUGAACAAGUCGAGUGAAUUUCGGAAAGAUCCUAUAGGUAAGACACCCCUCCACAUUGCGUGUGAAAUUGAAAAUGGAAACCUUGAAGUCAUUGAGCUUUUGGUUAAGUAUGGCGGAGAGAUAAAUGCUCGAGAUGGAGAUGGCUUCACUCCACUGCAGACGGCAGCAAUACUUGGCAAGAUGCAGACUGUUACAAAGCUUGUGGAGCUAAAAGCCGAUGUCAAUUUGACUACGAAAGAUGGAAAAGAUGCCGCCGACCUAGCUCAAAUGAACGAAGAACCUAUGAUAGAGGAAUACCUCAAAUCAAGAAGGAACUCCCUCAUGAGGAUUUGGAAUUCAUUAGUCAAAAGUUAGAUGAGCUAGUAAACCGUAUAGAAAUUUGGGCUGAACCAAUUGCAUUCCGAUUUCUCAGGAAAAUACAACUUCUCAUCUAUUUCAUCUUGGGUUUUCUCAGGCUUACAAUACUUGAAAUAAGUCCUUUAAAUAUUGGUGAUUCUACAAACAAUUAAAAAAAAGCCACAUGUUUGGCAAUUUCCAAUUUUGGAGACCAUAACUCUAUCAUUUCCCUAUAAAAAAGGAAAAUUGGUGCAUACUCCCUUCCCUUUAAGGAUCCUUGAUGGAGAUGAAUGAGAUCAUAGGAAGAUUCAGUUGCAGAUAUCUUUUCCUAGAUUAAUCAUUAAGUUUUACCAUGGUGGUCUUGUAACGUAAUGGAGAAAAUAUCCGAGCGAAACCACUUCAUUAGGACACCGAUCGCUAUUUCCUAGUAACUCAAAUCAAAAUUUAGUUGGAGUUAUUGUUGUUGUUCCCAGAUAUGAGAUAACUUUUCUUGUGAAACUUGAUCUUAAAGUGCUCUUUCAAGAAUCCCUGUAGGAACAAAGGUUUUUAUUUUUAUUUGAAAUAACAGCGUACACAUCGUUCUGAUGUGGGACAGGGAUUUCAUAUUUCCUCUAUCUGCGCUAUUAGAGAUGUAAUUGCGCAUAGCCUAGAAAAUAUUUGAGAAAAAUUCUGUUCCAAAUUGAAAUGUUGUCUCAUUCUUAUCGAGUUAAAUAUUUUUCAUGAGAUAAGAAUUGAAUGUGAUAUGGCAUAACUGAAGAACUUAAUUGCAUCGGGAAGUGACUCGGAUGGCCAUGGUUACGUUUCGAUGCUUUUAUCGGAUGGCAUUCCUUUUUUUAUCAACUGUUUUUCUCCUAAAAUGCUGUCUCUUGGUGUUUCUGUUCUUGUAUGCCACACAUAAACCUGAUAAGAGAUUGCAAAUGAUGUAAUGAUGUAAUGAUCAGUUUGUAUUCAAAGAUACGGGAAGAACAUGAAAUAUCUGACUAUCCUUGCCUGCCCGUAAGAGCAAUGUGGAAUGGCCAUUGCUAUUGCAAAAAGUAAAAUUCUUCAGGAAUCCUCAUUACAUACGCUCUUUUCUUCCUUGCUGUUAGCAGGAGUUUCAUAGAAUUAAAGCCUAGAUAUCUUAGAAUAAUUGAAUAACGAAGCCCUAUUCUGCAUCAGAACAGCAAUGGCCCAAAAGGAGAUUUUAAUCUGAGUAAUUCCAAUCUUUGUACUAAAUUUGCCGUCAACAGACGACUCUUAACUUGAAAUUCAUAUACUACAAAGUGAUCGUCGUCCCAUACAAAGGCACCCAUUAUACUAUCCUUACCUUGCUACAGUUUGGAGUAACCGGUUCCAGUUGUUCCACUUUAGUUAUUUGGCUCAAUAAUGAUGAUUCUAACAUUCCAGGCUUCUCUACUGCUACAAACUUGGCGUUUGGGAAGUCAAUCAACAGCUUUCUUAGAUUCACCGCGAAUGCAGCCAUAUCGAUAGGAAACGGACGAAACCGACCCCACUUUGCAUGAAAACCGACAACCUUACCAUUCUUACAUAAGGGACCUGCCCAACGCGCUGCACCUGUAAAUGCCACUGGCCAAACACCGACUCCUUGUAUCCAACGCAUCUUUAAAAAAAAUGUCAUGAAUUCAUUUUGGUGAACUAUCUGUUGAGAGUAUCCGAUAAAUUUAAGUUGCCUAACCCUUUAACCCCUUAUCUCCUAAUUUCUCUUUACAAUAUCAUCCCCGAAU
Molecule: messenger RNA, 4421 nt
Organism: Pocillopora verrucosa
Lineage: Eukaryota; Metazoa; Cnidaria; Anthozoa; Scleractinia; Pocilloporidae
Product: E3 ubiquitin-protein ligase MIB2-like
Biological process (GO): protein ubiquitination
Cellular component (GO): cytoplasm
Molecular function (GO): ubiquitin-protein transferase activity; protein binding; zinc ion binding
Source: RefSeq, a predicted model, not a curated record